UGAAGGCUGCGGUAGCGGCUGCCUGCUCUAUGUAACGAAACUGUAAUAAAGCAAUUGGAUAUGUUAUUUUUAGUCAGUGAAUGUUAUUAUAUGUAAAACUUUAGUUGAAUUACUCAUUCCUGGAAAUAAGGAAAAAGAAGACAGUGGCUGAUGGCUGUGAUUUUAGUCGCUUUCCUACUGGCAUACACAAGUUUAUGGGGCAGGACUUUCCGGGCUGACGCUCAGACUUGUGUGGAUGAGCAGAGAUUCGAGGAGCAGGUGGUGUAUGUGGGGCAGGGUGCCCCAUAUCGACUGAGAUGCCCUCUAGCGCCUGAUCCUCCUCAGAGCCCCCACCAGCUGCAGCUGAGCUGGCUGAAGGAUUGUCUGCCGCUGCCUGGACCCUCGCCUUCCAGUCCUGCUCAGGGCCCGCUCACUCCUGAGGGGAGGGCCUUCCUGGAUUUCCCCAGCCUCAGCUUAAAGGACCAGGGAAAUUACACCUGUGUGGAUAAGGGCAACAGUACAGCAUCAUUCACUGUGCAUCUCACCAUUAGAGAGUCCCAGUGCUCCAAAGCCCCAGAAUAUCAGCCUAAUGGAGGCCUAACUAGGCUCUGGGGGAAUCUGGGAUCUAAUGUGAAGCUGAACUGCACAGCUCUCCUUCAAUGGGACCCGCGUGAGGAGCCGUGUGAUGUGACCCUGUGCUGGAGUAAAAAUGGCACUCCUCUCACCAACCGCACGCUUGACCUGCAGAAUACGUCCUCAUGGUCGCCUGGUGCCGGCCUGCUGGUGGUGAGCAGCCUGCUGGUGGUCGACCUCAGAGAGCAGGAGGACUUUGGGCUCUACAGCUGCACAGUGAGGAACGCCUCCGCUGAGUUCAGCCUGCAAAAUACAAAUCGGCCCAGCCACACAGCUGCUGUUAUUGCAGCCAUCAUCCUCCUCCUGGUGCUGGCCACAGCUGCUGUUGUGUACUCCAGGUGUCACCUGAACAUCAAACUCUGGUACAGGGACUCCUAUGGAGACUAUGAGCUCAAUGAUGGCAAAUUGUAUGAUGCCUACGUCUCCUAUGUAAACAAUGACUAUGACAGGAAGUUUGUCAACUUUAUUCUCAAACCUCACCUGGAGAAUAAAAAUAAAUACAAGUUGCAUCUCAAUGACAACGAGAUCCUGCCCGGCUCAGAACCUUCCGCAGAGCUGCUAAUGAACGUGAGUCGGUCUCGGCGUCUCAUCGUGAUACUGUCCCACGCCUACCUGGAGCAGGACUGGUGCUCCAACAACUUCAGACAAGGCUUCCUGCACCUGCUGGACCUGUCCCAGCGGCCCAUCCUCAUCGUGUUGGAGGGUCAGCUCAAACACAUGAGGUCAGAGGUCAAGCAGCAGCUCAGGGAGCACCAGCACAGACUCACCAUGCUCACCUGGAGGCACAACUCUGUGACCCCAUCUUCAGUCUUUUGGAAGGAGCUGGCCUUAGCGAUGCCUCGCAGGCUCGUCCUGCACAGCGACUCCGCCGGAGACCCCCAGACUCUGCUGCAGGACGACAAGGACCCCAUGCUGACGCUCAAUCCCGACUACCUGGACUGCCGCUCGGAUGUUGACCCCGCUGGAGACCUGGGGCUGCGUCUCCCUGUGUACAAGGCGCUCACAUCCAGGGCCCCGGUCCUCCCUCCUGCUCCUGCCGCGGCAGCUGAGCCCAAACCCUCAGACAUCGACGUGUCUGACCUCGGGUCCCGCAAUUAUGGAGCCCGCUCAGACUUCUACUGCCUGGUCACUGAGGACGACAUCUAAACCACAACCUCCACAUGUCUGAUUGUCUCUAAGCAUGACCACAUAACUACAUGAUGAUGCACAUUUUUAUUACUUACACUU
This is a messenger RNA of Myripristis murdjan (pinecone soldierfish), 1839 nucleotides long. RefSeq names its product single immunoglobulin and toll-interleukin 1 receptor (TIR) domain (gene sigirr). The transcript is spliced from 10 exons. NCBI's taxonomy places the organism in Eukaryota, Metazoa, Chordata, Actinopteri, Holocentriformes, Holocentridae. The record is from RefSeq and is a predicted model, not a curated record. Bases 151 to 1758 code for a protein of 535 amino acids. Gene Ontology annotation, biological process: signal transduction.